AUAAAAUUUUUUUUAUAAUUUGUUCUAUGUUUGAAUUUGGUUAAAUACUUAAGCUAUAUUUUCAUUUAUAACAAGCAAGUAUUUUGAGUAUAUACCGUAUAUACAGUAUAAUCUCACUAAUACGGCAUUUUAACCCUUUCGCUUCGGCUCUCCAGUCCGCCGAAGUACUUGCACUGAACGGAGGCGCGCGUCGCGAAUAAGUCCAGUAUGCGUUGUUGCUGUAUAUAUGUUUUCCUGAGUCUUAAAUUACGAUUAUGCCAAAUAAAACAAUCUUUGCUACAAUAUAAUGAGUAUAAUUUACAUUUUUGAUAAGAAAACAUUUACAACUUACAAAGUUAUAAGUAAUAUUUUAAUGAUGAAUUAUUUAUGAUCCGCAAACAAAUAAUUAUAUUAAUGUAAAGUGAUUAGUAAUAAAAAUUACUUAUAAUACAAUUUCAAAGUAUCAGUCACAUCUUCUAUAUAGACAAAAUGGAUGAUAAUCUAUCAGAUAAUUUAUGUAAUGCUAUUGAAAGGAAAGAUUUAAAGAAAGUUAUAGAUUUGAUUUCCGAAGGAGCUAAUGUCAAUGCUUGUGAUCGUACUGGUAUGUUUCCUUUGCAAAUGGCUGUAAUGAAGGAAUCUAAAGAGAUCAUAGAAGAACUUAUAGAUAAGGGUGCUGAUGUUGAUAUUGAAGUUCAUAAUAAGAAACUUGUAGAAUAUGCAAUGGCAGAAAGUAACGAAGAUAUAGUUAAAUUAUUAGUGGAAAAGGGUGCCACUAUUAAAUUUCAUAAUAAUAAUGAAGAUAGUAUUCUACGUUAUCUUAUCAAGAAAGGCAUGUUGGAAUUGCUACAGUGUGUUAUUAAAGAAAUUGAUAUUAAUUUCCAAACAGGGGACGGUCAUACACUUUUAAUUAUGGCAGCCGAACAAGGACAAUUAGAAAUUGUUAAAUUUUUAUGUAAUAUGGGUAUUAACGUAAACGCACGCAGUUCUAGAAAUAGUACAGCAUUACAUUUUGCCAUAGGAAAUUCAUCCAAUCCGAACCUGGAAAUUGUACAAUUUCUCAUUGAUAAUGGUGCAGAAAUUGAUGUUGAAAAUGUAUUUGGUUAUACUCCAUUACAAAAUGCACUCUAUAAUAAAAAUUUUGAAGUAGCUAAACUUUUAAUAGAAAAAGGAGGUGCUGAUGUCAACAGAAUUUACAUAAAUACCCAUUAUGCUCGACAGAGAUUAGGAGGUACACUUUUACAUUGGGCUUGUCGAAAUUAUGAUGGAGAUGAAGCAAUUAAAUUCCUAAUAAAAAAUGGAGCAAAUAUAAAUGCUACAGAACAUGAUGGUAGAACACCACUUUGUUUAUUAGUAAAACACACUGGGACUCCAGAAAUGAUUAAAUUUUUGGUAGAAAAUGGUGCAUAUCUUAAGAAUACAGGUGGUGGUAGUCCUUUAUAUUGGGCUAUCUAUACGCGUAACAUACAAUUACAAACUUUAUUAAUAGAACUAGGUACAGAUGUUAAUGGCAUUAUAGAUAGCCAUGAUGAUUUCAAAGCACCAUUGCAUUUAACACACGAUGUAUCUGUAGCAAAACUUUUAAUAGAUAAGGGAGCCAAUGUAAAUAUUAAGGAUAGGUAUGGCUGUACACCAUUACAUAGUGUUUAUAAAAUUUCUGUAGUAAAAUGCCUUGUGGAAAAUGGUGCUGACAUUCAUGCCAAAAAUGAUGAUGGAGAAACACCUUUACAUAGAAAUUCGAAUUUUCCUAUAGUGAAAUAUUUAAUAGAGAAAGGUGCAGAUGUUAAUAUUUCUAAUAAAGACGGGUAUACACCAUUGCACUUUGCUAAAAAUGUAAUUAUAGCGAGACAUUUGAUAGAACAUGGUGCUAAUAUUAAAGCCGUUACAAAAGAUGGAGAAACUGUAUUACAUAGUAUUACUAAAGCAUAUUCAUGUUUCGAUAUAAGUUUUGAAGACAUGUCAAAUUUGAUAAAUUUUUUUCUAAAGAAAGGUAUACAUGUUAACGCUACUGACAUAUAUGGUAAUACACCAUUGCAUUUCAGUGCUGAAGAAAAUAACGAAUUUGCAACGGUUGUAUUGCUUGCAAAUGGUGCAAAUAUUUCUGCUACUAAUAUUGAAAAUAAAAUGCCAGUAGAUUUUGGUUACAUGUUACCACCUCUGAUUGCUAAUAUAGAAAAAAUGUUUGAUGCUGUAAAAGAAAAUAAACCUUGGAAAAAUAUUGAAUCUUUACUUAUACAUAGAACACGAUGCUAUAAUAUUACAUUAAAUGAUUUUAAAAGAAGUAUAUUACAUUCCAUGGUGAUGGAAAAUAAUGAACGUAUGGUGGAAAAUUUGUUUAAAACGUUAAAAUACAGGACUAAUAUAAUUAAUUGUAUUACGAAAUAUCAUUUGGUAAAUGCUCGAGAUAAAAAUCAAUGGAUGCCUUUACAUUAUGCUGCAAAAGAAGGAAAUGAGAAGAUUGUUAAAUAUUUAUUGAACAAUGGAGCAAUAUAUAAUGAUGGCUUUUCUAAUAAACCAAUACUACUUACUGAUAAUUUAGAAAUUAAAAAUAUACUUGAAUUAACAGAACAAUUGUUUGAAUAUAUCAAAUUAGGAGAUGAGACUAAAGUUGCUGAAUGUAUACGAAUAAAAAAAGAAAUUAUCAAUGCUAGACAGAAUAAUGGCAAUACACCUUUACAUGUUGCUAUUUAUUAUGAUCAUAUCAAUAUUGUAAAGCUGCUAUUAAAUAGUAAUGCUGAUUUUUUGGUAAUUAAUGAUACAAGAGAUACACUGUUACAUUUUGCUGCUGUUAAGGGUUAUGAGUAUAUAAUCAAAACUGUGCUAGAGAAAGCUACAAAAUCACAUGAUAUUGUCAAUAUAGAAACAGUAAAUGGCAUGACUGCAUUGCAUCUGGCUGCACAACACAAUUCUAUGAAAAUUGUACAACUUCUUUUGAGCUAUGGUGCAAUUUAUAAUGCAAAAAAUGAAGAUGGUCAAAUGCCGAUUGACUUAUCUACUGAUCAAGACAUCAUUAAUUAUUUCAAAUUUAUACAUGAAUUAUUUGAAGAUGCAAAUUAUGGAAGAACUGAAAUUAUAGAUAAAUUACAACAUUUAAAUAACGACGAUGGUUACGCAAUGAAAAAACUUCGUAAUCGGCAAAUGCAUACAUUGAAGGAUAUUUUACAAUUUAAUCAAUAUGACAAUAUUGUUGCACAAUUUUCAAAACUAUUUUUGGUUAAAUCGGAAAUAAAAAAAGACAUAUCCAAAACAACUGAACAAAAUGAAUAUUUCAGCGACAGCGACGAGGAUGAUUUUCCAUGUUUCGGUUUAUUUGAUUAAUUUAAAAUAAAAUAUAUUUUUAUGUAUA
Polistes dominula (European paper wasp) is the source of this 3322-nucleotide messenger RNA. RefSeq lists its product as uncharacterized. Gene Ontology annotation, molecular function: protein binding. The record is from RefSeq and is a predicted model, not a curated record. NCBI's taxonomy places the organism in Eukaryota, Metazoa, Arthropoda, Insecta, Hymenoptera, Vespidae.